Messenger RNA from Macadamia integrifolia, 3398 nucleotides. RefSeq names its product E3 ubiquitin-protein ligase WAV3-like. The record is from RefSeq and is a predicted model, not a curated record. NCBI's taxonomy places the organism in Eukaryota, Viridiplantae, Streptophyta, Magnoliopsida, Proteales, Proteaceae. Bases 516 to 2864 code for a protein of 782 amino acids. The transcript is spliced from 2 exons.
CCGGCUAAAUUCGAUGUCACCUUUUCAACGAUAAUAAAUUUGCAUUCAUCGAAAAGCUUCCCUUCCCUUCCCUUCUCUUCUCUUCUCUUCUCUUCUCCCUAUACAUAUACGUCUCAGAGAGAAAGGGACUAGCAGCAGUAGUAGUAAUUUUUCCCAGUAACAGAUCUCAAAAGAAAGAGGAUCCUUUAAAAUAUUUUGGCAGAGCUGCUGAAGCCCUUUUUGUUGCAGUGAGAGUGAUCUUUUUGAGUCUAUCGAUAGAGCAAGCAAUAGCGGAAGAAAAAAGAAGAAAGGACGAAGAGAGUAGAAUUGUAAAAAAAAGACCCUUUACGAGUUACAUCUAAUCCUCUUAUUGUCUCUUCCUUUUCGAUCAAUCCAUGCUCGUCUCGCUAGACCUACUGCACCCGAUCCUGCCAUUUUGUCUUCUUUGGCAGCACUGCGAAUACUACAAAACUCAGUUUUCUCUUCCAACAGAAUUAAGGGAAUAGGAAGAUAGCAAGAGAAAGGGAUAUUUCAAAAUGGGUACUGGUUGGCGUAGAGCUUUCUGCACAUCGAUCCCUAGAGACCGAGAAAGCGCCACCGAGGAGAAGCAUCUGAGGAGUAGCAGUCCUAGCCCCAAAAACUCUUCCAGAUUGAGUGGUUUUCUCUCUGGCGUUAGCAACCCUUCGACGCCACGAUUGCAGUCUCAACCCGUUUCAACCCCGAGCUUGCGCUGCCGAACUACGACGGUUACAGCCCCGACUUACCCUGCUGCUUACGACAGUCCCAGACUCCAAUGCAAGACCACAGUGACUACUUCUGGUGCGGAUUCUGUUGCCAUAACGACGACGAGAAGCCAUAGAUUUUCCAAGAGUUUGAAACCGUCUUCUCCCAGAUCUCCUUUGAGAUUUUCCCUCUUCAAGGCCAGCUUACGACUCUCUAGGAGUAGCUGCGGGAUAUGCCUACAGAGCGUAAAGACUGGUCAGGGAACGGCCAUAUUCACGGCGGAAUGCUCUCAUGCCUUCCACUUCCCCUGCAUAGCCGCGCACGUUAGGAAACACGGCAGCCUCGUCUGCCCUGUCUGCAAUACAAGCUGGAAGGAAGUACCUUUACUAGCGAUUCACAAAAAUCAAGUGCCACCUUCGGAGUCCGUAGAUGGGAACGAAAAAGUUAAGAAACACAGAAGAGGAGGAACCAAGGAAGAGAAAAGAAAAGAAACAGUGCCGCUUUGUUCGAUUCGAGAUGUGAAGACGGAACAAGAUCAGCAGCAAUCGAAACCGUCAGAUCCUAGGAAAUACGACGAUGACGAGUCUCUGCUAUCUCCGACGGCUGGUUCGCGGUUCGUUCCGAUUCCUGAGGCUGACGAGAAUGGCGAAGAGGUUCCGGAGGAAGACGAAAUCGAGGAGUUCCAAGGGUUCUUCGUGAAUCCCAACCCUUCGUCUACCAUUAAGAUUUCCACCGACGACGGCGCAGUCAACGGCAGAGAUUUGAGGAACGUGGAGGUGAGGCUUCUCCCGGAGGCCGCAGUGGUCUCAGUUGGCCGGAGUCACGAGACUUACGUGGUGGCAUUGAAGGUGAAGGCUCCUCCACCCCCAGCGCGCGCUAGCACGACAGCAGCGCCUCUGCUCGACCCCUCGCGCCGUGCGCCGAUUGAUCUGGUCACCGUGUUGGAUGUGAGCGGGAGCAUGACCGGCGCCAAAUUGCAGAUGCUGAAGCGUGCCAUGCGGCUUGUGAUAUCGUCGCUUGGCUCCUCUGAUCGGCUCUCCAUCGUUGCCUUCUCGGCGUGCUCCAAGAGGUUGCUGCCGCUAAGAAGGAUGACGGCUCAGGGCCAACGCUCGGCGCGGCGAAUCAUCGACCGGCUCAUCGCUGGGCAGGGUACCAGCGUUGGAGAAGCUCUGAGGAAAGCCGCUAAGGUGCUGGAAGAUCGGCGGGAGAGAAAUCCCGUGGCCAGUAUCAUGCUCCUAUCGGACGGCCAGGAUGAGCGUGUCUCUAGAACGAAUUCAGAGGAUCGACGGUGUUCGAAACCCCAAGUGUCGUCGACAAGAUUCUCACAUUUGGAGAUCCCGGUGCACGCAUUCGGCUUCGGGGAGAAUGGGAGCCAGCCGAUCAGCCACGAGCCAGCGGAAGACGCUUUCGCCAAAUGCGUGGGUGGGCUGUUGAGUGUGGUAAUGCAGGAUCUAGGGCUCCAGAUUGGCUUCUGUUCCGGCUGUGCUCCAGCAGAGAUCGCUGCCGUGUAUUCCUGCGGGGGACGGCCUACGCUGCUGGGGUCUGGAACGGUGAAGCUAGGGGACCUGUAUGCGGAGGAGGAGAGGGAGCUUCUGGUGGAAUUGAGAAUCCCGACGGCGGCAAUUGGGGCCCACCACGUGAUGUCUGUGCGGAGCUGUUUCAGGGACCCAGCAAGUCAAGAGGUGAUGUACGGGGGAGAACAGACGCUGAUGAUACCCAGGCCGCACGCUAUACGGUCAUCAGGGCCAAAGAUUGAACGGCUGAGAAAUCUGUUCGUGACGACGAAGGCAAUUGCGGAGGCCAGGCGAUUGGUGGAGCACAACGAGCUUUCAAGUGCGCACCACCUGCUUGCUUCGUCUCGGGCGUUGCUGAUGCAGUCGAGUUCGAUUUCUGCGGAUGAGUGCCUUAGGGGUUUGGAAGCAGAGAUAGCGGAGCUGCACUGGCAGAGGCAACAACAGCAACAGGGGAGUCAGAUCCAACGGCGUAGGAUAGCGGGGAUAGUGAGGGAGAGGGAUCCAGCUGCUUACAUUGAUGAGAAUGGGGAGCCGCUGACGCCGACAUCAGCUUGGAGAGCGGCGGAGCGGCUUGCUAAGGUGGCAAUAAUGAGGAAGUCGUUGAAUAGAGUCGGCGAUUUACACGGCUUCGAGAACGCUAGAUUCUAAUCUUAUAAUAAUAAAAAUUAAUUUUCAUCUAAUUAACAAAAUGGAUGAUAGAGUGGGCCGGCCCAUCAUUACAGACAAGCAGUACCCGACGGAUAGGCCCUUUCUGGAUGAGUGGGGAAAAGGUUGAAAAAGAUAGGAGAAACCCUACUGAAUUGAUUGUAGCAAAGGCUGGGGGUGGGGGGCUCACCUGGUCUCUUGUUUCACUUUCAAAUUCCAAAUAGAUGAUUAAAAACUACAUCUCAGAUGAAUUUUAGGGUGGCAGCAGCAGUGUGGAACUGAAGAAGCAAAAAAGUUAUUAUGAGAAAAAACACACAAUUGUUAAAAGAGUAAAGGGGUGGGGAGAGACUAAGAAAUAAAUUUUCUUUUGGGUGUUGAGGGGAGUUUUGGGAUGUCAAUUGUGUAAAUGCAUGUACUAGAGUGGACAUCCUUUGUUGUUCAUUGAAUUUUUUAUUUUAGAACUUUUUUCCUUGACAAGGGUUUGGAGUUUGUGGGUUUUCUCAAUGUGUAUAAACUUAUAGGGGAAGUGCACACACA